AUGUUUGUGGUUUAUCUGUUCUUAGUAUUCUUCUUGAUUAUAUUUUCAAUAUUCCUUGUUCGAUUAUUUCUACAUCGAACUGCUUUAAUAUUUGUUCUGAGGAAGUGGGGCGAAUGGAUUGAGGACAGGGUUCAUGUUCAUCAGCACUUGAAGAUCCCUGAAUUCAAUGAAAACUGUCAGCAAAAUCAGUUCUAUCAAAAAGUUUCUGUUUAUGUAAAUUCAUUGGAUUCCAUUGAAGAUUCCGAUUUCACCAAUCUCUUCUCCGGCAAGAAAUCAAGCGACAUCAUUUUGUGUCUCGAUGAUGAUCAAACAAUCAAGGAUACUUUCCUCGGGGCACGAGUUUCAUGGAUCAACAAGAUUGAAAGAAAUCAUCGGAGCUUUGUAUUGAAGAUGAAGAAAAAGGAUAAGAGGAGAAUCCUCAAGCCUUAUCUUCAACAUAUACAUACAGUUUCUGAUGAUAUUGAACAAAGACGAAAGGAUUUGAAGCUACGCAUAAAUAUUGAUUGUAAUUGGAGAUCUCUUCCAUUCGGCCAUCCUGCGAACAUUGACUCGAUUGCUCUUGAUCCAGAUUUGAAAAACAAGGUGAAAUCUGAUCUAGAAACUUUCAUCAAAUCCAAGCAGUAUUAUCAAAAACUCGGCCGUGCCUGGAAGCGGAGUUAUCUUCUUUACGGCCCUUCCGGCACAGGAAAAUCCAGUUUUAUUGCAGCAAUGGCGAAUUUACUUUCGUACGAUGUUUACAACGUUAAUUUAUCACAAGUUUCGGAUGAUUAUCAUCUUAACAUGCUUCUGCAGCAAACUACUUCCAAAUCGUUGAUUAUUGUCGAAGAUUUGGAUCGUUAUGUUGCUGAAAAAUCAACGGCUGUUACUUCAUCUGGGCUGUUGAAUUUCAUGGAUGGAAUUUUGGGUUCAAGCCUUUGCAAUGGGAGAAUUAUGGUUUUCACUAUGAACAGUAAAGAGGGAAUUGAUUCAGCUCUUUUAAGGCCUGGAAGAAUUGAUGUUCAUAUUUAUUUUCCUUUGUGUGAUUUCAAUUCAUUCAAGAGUUUAGCCAGCAGUUAUUUAGGAGUUAAGGAGCAUAAAUUGUUUCCACAAGUGGAAGAGAUUUUUCAGAGCGGCGCCACCAUGAGUCCAGCGGAGAUUGGGGAACUGAUGCUGGUAAACCGGAGUUCGCCGAGUCGAGCAUUGAAAUCAAUAAUCACAGCAUUGCAAUCAAAUGGAAGAAGCAGCGGUGGUGGAAAGUUUGGACAUCAGUUGAUCAGCGAGAGCGCAGUUUCAUCACCGGACCGAUCAUCUACGGCGGAGGAUGCUGGUGGUGUGGCUUGGAAGGAAACGGUGGUGCCAAAGGAGUUUCGAAAAUUGUAUGGCAUGUUGAGAUUAAAGACUCACAAGAAACCUGGAUCGAUAAAUCACAAUCAUGAGAUGAUUGAACGGUGA
Molecule: messenger RNA, 1431 nt
Organism: Fraxinus pennsylvanica
Lineage: Eukaryota; Viridiplantae; Streptophyta; Magnoliopsida; Lamiales; Oleaceae
Source: the annotation of a GenBank genome assembly